GCCACUUUGCCGUCGCUGCAGCCAUCGCUGUCGCCGCCGAGAGCCGAGCCCGGGUGGUUUUAGGAAAAGUCGGAGGCGGGUUUAAAGCCAGGUGCGCCGAGGCAGCUCGCCAUGUCCAGAUCCGGGGACCGGACCUCCACCUUCGACCCCAGCCACAGCGACAACCUGCUGCACGGCCUCAACCUGCUGUGGAGGAAGCAGCUGUUUUGCGACGUGACCCUGACGGCCCAGGGCCAGCAGUUCCACUGCCACAAGGCCGUGCUGGCCUCCUGCUCGCAGUACUUCCGAUCGCUCUUCUCCAGUCACCCCCCUCUCGGGGGAGGGGUCGGCAGCCAGGACGGCCUGGGGGCCCCCAAGGACCCACCGCAGCAGCCGCCGCAGCAGCAGCCGCCGCCGCCGCCAGCGCAGGAGGAGCCCGGCACUCCAUCCUCCUCCCCCGACGACAAGCUGCUGACCAGUCCCCGGGCCAUCAACAACCUGGUGCUCCAGGGCUGCUCGUCCAUCGGGCUGCGCCUGGUGCUGGAGUACCUCUACACGGCCAACGUGACCCUCUCCCUGGACACGGUGGAAGAGGUGCUGUCGGUCAGCAAGAUUUUGCACAUCCCCCAGGUCACCAAGCUCUGUGUGCAGUUCCUCAACGACCAGAUCUCGGUGCAGAACUACAAGCAGGUGUGCAAGAUCGCCGCGCUGCACGGCCUGGAGGAGACCAAGAAGCUGGCCAACAAGUACCUGGUGGAGGAUGUGCUGCUGCUCAACUUCGAGGAGAUGCGCGCCCUGCUGGAUUCGCUGCCGCCCCCCGUGGAGUCGGAGCUGGCGCUCUUCCAGAUGUCCGUGCUCUGGCUGGAGCACGACCGCGAGACCCGCAUGCAGUAUGCGCCCGACCUCAUGAAGCGCCUCCGCUUCGCGCUCAUCCCGGCCCCCGAGCUGGUGGAGCGGGUCCAGUCGGUGGAUUUCAUGCGCACCGACCCGGUCUGCCAGAAGCUGCUGCUGGACGCCAUGAACUACCACCUGAUGCCCUUCAGGCAGCACUGCAGGCAGAGCCUGGCCAGCAGAAUUCGCUCUAACAAGAAAAUGCUGUUAUUGGUCGGUGGAUUGCCUCCUGGGCCGGACCGGCUUCCCAGCAAUCUGGUUCAGUACUACGAUGAUGAAAAGAAGACCUGGAAAAUCCUCACAAUCAUGCCCUACAACAGUGCCCAUCACUGCGUCGUGGAGGUGGAAAACUUCCUGUUUGUGUUGGGCGGAGAGGACCAAUGGAACCCUAAUGGAAAACACAGUACAAAUUUUGUCAGCCGAUAUGACCCCCGAUUUAAUAGCUGGAUACAACUCCCGCCCAUGCAAGAACGAAGAGCCAGUUUCUAUGCAUGCCGGUUGGACAAACAUUUAUACGUGAUUGGUGGACGGAAUGAAACUGGUUAUUUGUCCAGCGUGGAGUGCUAUAACCUGGAAACAAAUGAAUGGCGUUACGUGUCUUCUUUGCCACAGCCUCUGGCGGCUCAUGCAGGAGCAGUGCACAAUGGGAAAAUAUACAUUUCAGGCGGUGUACACAAUGGAGAGUAUGUCCCGUGGCUAUAUUGCUAUGACCCCGUCAUGGAUGUCUGGGCUCGAAAACAAGAUAUGAACACAAAACGCGCUAUCCACACUUUGGCUGUAAUGAAUGAUCGCUUAUAUGCAAUUGGAGGAAAUCAUUUGAAAGGUUUCUCCCAUCUCGAUGUAAUGCUGGUGGAAUGCUAUGACCCUAAAGGUGACCAGUGGAAUAUUCUCCAGACACCCAUUUUAGAGGGUCGCAGUGGUCCUGGCUGUGCAGUGCUCGAUGACAGCAUUUACCUGGUGGGAGGCUACAGCUGGAGUAUGGGAGCCUACAAGUCAUCCACAAUAUGCUAUUGUCCAGAAAAAGGCAGCUGGACAGAACUCGAAGGAGAUGUGGCAGAACCGCUGGCAGGGCCAGCCUGUGCAACAGUUAUCCUGCCCGCCUGCGUACCUUACAACAAAUAACACCAGGAAACCCCGGAACGACACAUUCUAGGAAGCAGUGACAAGUGACAGCCCUGUUGUAGCCAGAACAAUGCAUUCUAAUGGUACAUCUGCCGAAACCCACUUUAGUGUCUGAUGAUUUACAAGAAGCUACAAAAGGAAAAGACCUGUUCUUGAAUGGAAACUCUGUCUGUAACUCGGAUCACAUCAAACUUCUGUGGUGACAGACUCUUCCAUUUCAGACUGGUUUUAACUUGUCUCAGCUUUACGAAAUCCCCCCACGUGGAUCUCGACUUUCAACAGGAGAAAGAAAAUACGGAGGAGUGCCCCCCGAGAGACCUGAGAUCAGUAUUGUGCAUUGUAGUUUACCUGCAUGUGAUCUAUGUUGAAGUUUUGGGGAUAUUGUGUUCAUGAAUGAUUCCAAAUUUGACCCACCCAAACACUCAUACUACAUUACAGAAAUGGCCACUGAUUCUAUAUUCCUAACCUGGGGCAGCUUCACAGAUUCCAGAGGCAACACAGUUAUAGAAAAUCAUGUAAGACUGAAGAGGAAUGUUUUUGUUUCCAUAGAACUUCAUUUUAUAUACCUUCUGCCCCUUACAGCACCUCGUGGGAACGGAGAAGAAAAAGAUAUUGGCUCUUGUGGCAACUCCUUUCUGCCCUAUCGGUUCCAGGCUAGCCAGAGUCAUAAAUUCUGUGUCCUCAGUUUUAUCCAAAAGAUUGAAACAAAAUGCACUAUUCAGUUUAUAGUGGCUGAGGCUUUCUCAUUUGGGGCAGCAUAUAAGGAGCGAACAGGGCCUCCCAGGUGGUGCUAGUAGUAAAGAACCCGCCUGCCAAUGCAGGAGG
Capra hircus (goat) is the source of this 2817-nucleotide messenger RNA. RefSeq names its product kelch like family member 14 (gene KLHL14). The record is from RefSeq and is a predicted model, not a curated record. Lineage: Eukaryota; Metazoa; Chordata; Mammalia; Artiodactyla; Bovidae. Bases 112 to 1992 code for a protein of 626 amino acids. Gene Ontology annotation, molecular function: protein binding. The transcript is spliced from 9 exons.